ACCAUUGGUUCGUUAGCGAUGGGAUGGCUGGCGACUUUCAACAUAAUAACGCUGAUAAAAUGCUCCCAGUCUAUGAGUAAACGACUUAAUAUCCCAUCACUUGAUUACGUCGAUUUGUUUGGGUACUCGGUGUCUAUAGGGCCGAAGUUUACACGGAAUUUCGUUAGCGAAUCAAAGACAAUAAUAGCAGUGACACUGACUAUAGCCAAUAUAGGCUAUUGUGUUGUCUACGUUUCCAUGGCUGCCGCUUAUUUGGAGCAGCUGAUGCAGGUGUACAUAGAUGGCCAUAUGUUUCUCCGUCCCUAUGUCCUGGUAUUCUGUGUGGCGUUACUGCCGAUCACCUUAAUUACUACGUUAUCAGUUCUUGCUCCAUUUUCUGCACUUGGCAACAUUCUUAACUUCGUCAAUCUCGCAAUUAUAUUUCAAUACAUCUGCAGGGAUUUACCGAGCAUCAAAUCCCGUCCAUCGUUUACUGGGAUGUCUGAGGAUCGUGGUACAAUGCUAUUAGCCAUUUCAAAUCUCAUGUAUUCCUACGAGGGUAUAGGAUCGGUCCUACCUAUUGAGAACAGGAUGAUUGAAAAAGAGAGUUACGGGGGUUGGAAUGGACUCGCUAGUCUUGCGAUGACCAUCUCUAUUAGUCUAUACACAGGUUUUGGUUUCUUCGGCUUUCUCAAGUAUGGUGAAGAGACACAGCCGUCUAUUCUCUUGAACUUACCUACGGAUGAAGCAUUUUUCAAGGCAAUUAAGGUGUUGAAUAUAUUCAUUCUAUAUACAUCAGUCGGGUUCCAGAUAUUUGUGCCAUCCAAAGUUAUCUGGCAAGGCAUUGUAAGGAGAAUUACAUCCGGGACAUUAAUCAAAUAUGGAGAAUAUUUAUUGAGAUUCAUCCUAUUGCUUUUCAUCACACUGUUUACGAUGGCUGUCCCCAAUAUGGACCUGGUCCGACCUCUGGUAGGCGCAAUGUGUGGCAGCUCUUUAGCCUUUGUCUUUCCACCAUUAAUGACGGCCUUUAUUCUAUGGAAUCCUGACGAUGUGGAAGAACAAUCAAAGUGGAAAUGGUUCAAGCAUAAACUGACAAUCUUAUUUUAUAUGGUAUUGUCUCUAAUGGGUGUUUGUAUCACCAUAUUUGGUACAGUGGAUGCGAUAACACGGAUAAUAUAUCGAUAUGCAUAAUAUCCCGAAAUUGGAUUGGCUUUUUUUUACUGUUUGCAGUAUUACGUUUAUUGAAUACAUAUAUAUGAGAGAGAUUGGCGAGACUAUGAUAAGAUUUUUUUUUCUUUUCUUUUUUCUUAAUUUGACCGAGUGUCUGGCGAUGUUCAAAUUCUAUAUACAAAAUUGGAACUAAUGUAAGAUUACAUUUAACCAAGAUAUUUUUGUAGAUACUAAUAUUUGUCAUACUGACAUGAUAUUUAAAAUAGAUCUAUUCUCACUUCAUUUUUUCUUCUCGUCAUGUGACGCCAACAUGUUAUUACGUCGUAGUUCGGAAUGUAUCUCGAAUACCCAAUACCCAAUACCCUUCCAAUUUGGUUUAUACAUAUACAUUCAUUAGAGGUCUACGAAUACAUAUAUUAAUUCAACCAUGUUUUCGACUUUCAACUGAACUUUAAAGCCUUUAGUGUAAGUUAUUCGAAGUCAAUAUGUAAACAAGCCGCGCCGUUCGAAUUCGAACUCAUCAGGGGUCAAAAUUUUCAACUUUUUUUUGUAUCAGCUCAUUUUGUGUAUCAAAAUACAUGAAAUAGAUGUGCAAUCAUAGAACACUUUGAAAAUGGCAUUUACAGAUGUAGUUUGAAUUGAUUUUGAAUUUGAAGGCAAAUUAUCAAGAAAGCAGAAAACAAUGGUAUGAUUUGUGUCUGCGCAAAUGAUGCGCCUACUAUGUCUAUGUCAAUGUUACUGGUAUUGGAUUACCUGAUCAAGCAAUCUUUGCGUAUCUGUAUAUUACAAAAUCAUUUAUCAGCCUGAAAUCCAAGUCUGUCAAGGUGAAGUUAAUUUGGUGUAUUUACUAUAUUGAUCAAAUAUGAACCUUUGAUUAGGUCCAUAUGGUGUUAUACUAACCUGGUAGAAUCAAUAUUGGCAGGGCGAAGUAUCACAGAAGAGUCCUAGAAAAACGACACAGUUGUAUAAUGUAUUUUCAUAUCGAUGAAUAGGCAUGUAAUUAUUCACUUGUUUUGUACAAUGACAUGCAUUGCCAUUGACAUAUCUAUAUUAAUAACAUACCACUGGUCAACUGGGGAGAGAAUUUCAAGUCCCCUCCUUAAUUCAGAUGAGUAAAUCAGCACAAAAUAUGUUAUAUUAGAAUCUUCAUUAAAAAAAAAUCUUCAAAAUAGUGACAUUUUCCAGUAUCAUACCACCAAGUUAAAGACUCACACAGUCAACUCAUUUUAAAAGGAAUCGGGUAUAAAUAUGUAACAUUAGAGUCCUUGGAGGAAGCCUUAUUUGUAGCAUAUAAGUAUAAAACAACGAUUUUUCAGAAAUAUAUUCAUUAACAGAAAUACAUCAGGAUAUUUAUCGGUUGUAUGAGUGUGAAAUUUAUCAA
Molecule: messenger RNA, 2530 nt
Organism: Pecten maximus
Lineage: Eukaryota; Metazoa; Mollusca; Bivalvia; Pectinida; Pectinidae
Product: proton-coupled amino acid transporter-like protein pathetic
Exons: 7
Coding region: 19-1170 (383 amino acids)
Biological process (GO): amino acid transmembrane transport
Cellular component (GO): vacuolar membrane
Molecular function (GO): amino acid transmembrane transporter activity
Source: RefSeq, a predicted model, not a curated record